Knipowitschia caucasica is the source of this 801-nucleotide messenger RNA. The record is from the annotation of a GenBank genome assembly. NCBI's taxonomy places the organism in Eukaryota, Metazoa, Chordata, Actinopteri, Gobiiformes, Gobiidae.
AUGAGGGAGAAGAGGAGGGAGAAGAUGAGGGAUAAGAUGAGGGAGAAGAUGAGGGAGAAGAUGAGGGAGAAGAUGAGGGAGAAGAGGAAGAGGAGGGAGAAGAGGAGGGAGAAGAUGAGGGAGAAGAGGAAGGAGAAGAGGAGGGGAGAAGAGGAGGGAGAAGAUGAGGGAGAAGAGGAGGGAGAAGAUGAGGGAGAAGAUGAGGGAGAAGAGGAAGGAGAAGAUGAGGGAGAAGAGGAGGAGGGAGAAGAGGAGGGAGAAGAUGAGGGAGAAGAUGAGGGAGAAGAGGAGGGAGAAGAUGAGGGAGAAGAGGAAGGAGAAGAGGAGGUAGAAGCUGAGGGAGAAGAUGAGGGAAAAGAUGAGGGAGAGAGGAGGGAGAAGAGGAGGGAGAAGAUGAGGGAGAAGAUGAGGGAGAAGAGGAGGGAGAAGAUGAGGGAGAAGAGGAGAGGAGGGAGAAGAGGAGAAGAGGAGGGAGAAGAUGAGGGAGAAGAUGAGGGAGAAGAGGAGGGAGAAGAUGAGGGAGAAGAGGAAGGAGAAGAGGAGGGAGAAGAUGAGGGAGAAGAUGAGGGAGAAGAGGAGGGAGAAGAUGAGGGAGAAGAGGAGGGAGAAGAGGAAGGAGAAGAGGAGGGAGAAGAUGAGGAGAAGAUGAGGGAGAAGAGGAGGGAGAAGAUGAGGGAGAAGAUGAGGGAGAAGAGGAGGGAGAAGAUGAGGGAGAAGAGGAGGGAGAAGAUGAGGGAGAAGAGGAGGGAGAAGAUGAGGGAGAAGACGAGGGAGAAGAGGAGAAGAGGAGGGAGAAGAUGA